CGAGCAACAGGUAUUCAUUUUAUGGUCGAUCUCACAAGGCAAACCAGUGAGCAUGUUGCAGUAUCUGAAGGAGUCACUCUUCGACGUACGGAACGACUCUAAGCGUGGUCCAAACUUGGGUCAUGUGGUGGCACAGUUGGCCGAGUACUUCAGGGUUCAGAUUGAUGAACCAAAGAUGCGUGCUAAGUAUAUUUCGAAGAAAGAUCUCUCUCGUGACUUCCUCAUAGAUGACACCACCCCGCUCCCAGUCCACCGCCGGGAUGGCUACAAGGCCUAUUGUAGGGAGAUGGGUUUACCCAUACCAGACGCCCAAUCCCAGCCAGCAGCCGGUACAUCCACUGGCCAUACCCGAGCGGCCUCUCAUCACAGAGCUAGUGAUGACUCAGAGUCCGACGCACAUCCCGAGCACGAUACUUAUCAGCCUCCUCCGUUGAUGGACAGACACCCAAGCACACUUCCACAGCAGGCUCCCGUUUGGUUCCCUACAUUCGAGGCUCGGUAUGAUGAGAACCAGACUCGGAAUGACGAGCAGAACUGGGCCCGUUGGACGGCGUACACAGAGCAGAACGAGGCCC
Molecule: messenger RNA, 575 nt
Organism: Striga hermonthica
Lineage: Eukaryota; Viridiplantae; Streptophyta; Magnoliopsida; Lamiales; Orobanchaceae
Source: the annotation of a GenBank genome assembly